AUGGCGAAAUCGUACCUCGAACCGCUGCUCGCCUUCUCCGGUAAUGCGUUCGCCGACGCGCGCUCGAAGCUCGUUCAAAGUCUCAGCGACGAUGAACUCCGUACUCUACUCCAGGACGGCUCAAAGCGCUGCACCAAACGCAAAGCCCUUGAGCAAUUAACUAACCAAAUGCUUGAUCACAUCGAUGCAGAGCAGAGAGCGACGUCUGAGUUGACGGUCAGAAACAAUAGUAAGAAGCCAAAGGCUGGUAAGAACCGCUUACUGAUCAAUACUAUCACAGACUCCCAGCAUCCUAUGCAACCUCAACCUGCACACGCUCACGAAGCUUACAAUCCCACUCUAUCCACCAUAUCUGGCAUAUCAUCGCAGAGGAUCCAAACCAAAAGGAAGGCCGCGGAAAAUGCAGAUCCCUUUGGCGUCCGACUUCUUAAAGCGGUCACGCUCAACGCGACCAAUGACGGUAUCAGCAACUUGUUCAAUGGAGAAGAAGAUGACGAUGAAGACUGGGAGGGUAUGGGCGCGAAAAAUGGCCCCGGCCUACAAGAUGAGACCCCUGCAGACGCCAGCGCCAACAUCAAUGUCAUCGACAUACGCCCCACAACCUUCGAUAUACCCGUUUUAAGGAUAGGUGCGUGGAUUCCGGACGAUGUCGGGCUCGAAGAUUGGCAGUCGCUCGGCAGUCUCGAUGUCGGUAUCAGUAUCCAUGCCAAAUUCUUGACGUACUUCGCAUUCAACGACACCAAACGAGCUACAUACGGAGCGAUGGCUAGGAACGCAGCACGCUAUAAGGACGGAGCGAAAUGCGUCAACAUGGUCGUCUGGCAGAAAGGCAACCAUCGUUCCGCUUUCGAGAAGGCUCAUGGGAACACGCAUAGGGCUUGCGAUACUUGCAUUCGCACAAAACGCCCCUGCGUACGAGUCGUAGCUGAUAGCUCUGGUGAAAAGCUUUGCGUCUUUCCGCUACCUGAGGUGCUCCGUGAAUGCGGGACGCUGUAUCACAUCGCUGCUUGGGUCGUUGGAGGAUAA
Alternaria incomplexa is the source of this 1026-nucleotide messenger RNA. RefSeq lists its product as uncharacterized. The transcript has a single exon. Lineage: Eukaryota; Fungi; Ascomycota; Dothideomycetes; Pleosporales; Pleosporaceae. The record is from RefSeq and is a predicted model, not a curated record. The coding region runs from base 1 to 1026 and encodes 341 amino acids.